GUAAAAGACGAGCAAUAAUUGUACAGUAACUUUUUAUAAUAAACAAAUCCCAAAUUAUUAUAUCCUAAUCAGGUACAAACCCCGCAGUCGCUCGCUGGUUCCUUCUCUCCUCUUCUCUUUCCUUUCCUUCCUUGUGUUGUGUGGCGGGCGAGCGCAGUCCAGGAGGGAAACAGAUUCUGCUCCUCAGCUGGAUUCGUGAGAAGAAUACCCAAACAAAGGGUUGCGGAAAUCAGAGCGGUUUGCGGGGGCUGCUGUGGAUCUGCUUCCAUCCAAUCCUCUCUUUCUCUCCGACCUCCCCGAUCGCGAUUUCCCCUCUGUCUUUCUGCUUUCUCCCGGUUGGUUGUACGCAAACCAGCUCGUGUUGUCUUCGGUUUCUCAAUCGAUCAAUCAUGGCGUCCAAGCGCAUCUUGAAGGAACUCAAGGAUUUGCAGAAGGAUCCACCCAGUUCCUGCAGCGCAGGUCCUGUGGCAGAGGACAUGUUCCACUGGCAGGCAACGAUUAUGGGACCCUCUGAAAGCCCCUAUUCUGGAGGUGUUUUCCUGGUUACGAUCCAUUUCCCCCCAGAUUAUCCUUUCAAGCCCCCUAAGGUAGCAUUCAGGACCAAGGUCUUUCACCCUAAUAUCAACAGCAAUGGAAGCAUCUGUCUAGAUAUCCUCAAAGAGCAGUGGAGCCCUGCUCUUACCAUUUCAAAGGUUUGCAUUUAUCUGUUACCCUUGCCCACGAAGAGUUUUAUGUUUGCUUCUCAAUUUCUCAUGAUUGGGGAUGUUAUUUCAUGGUUUUGCAACUACACCAAAUGUUAAGGCAGGGUGAAUGGUAUAGGAAACUUGCGUGAAGCUCAUGCAGCUGCAAGAGAGGUGCUUCUCUCAAUCUGCUCCUUGUUGACGGAUCCCAAUCCCGAUGAUCCUUUGGUGCCAGAGAUUGCCCACAUGUACAAGACAGACCGUGCCAAGUACGAGGCGACUGCACGCAGCUGGACCCAGAAGUAUGCUAUGGGAUGAUAGUACUAGAAGUGUUCGAUAAGAGUGCAACAAGACACACAAACACUGAAGAAGGAAGGUUAUCAAUUAUCAUGUCUUAAGGAUUCGAAACAUUUUGAUUACGUUGUGGGAGAAUGCAGCAGUUGGUCCUGCUUGUUUUUGGCUGUGUAGUAUAUGUUUUUGGUUAGGGGCUCUUGAAGUUUGAAGGGAAGCCGGCUUUUUAUGAACUCCAUAACGAUUUUAUAUUACUUGGGCGUUCUUUUCUUGCAUUUUGUUGGAUGGUCUUAUGAAUAUGAUAUAUUCCCCAACGAACUGGUUGUCUUGUUUCCGAUCUCUAGAUGCCAAUUGCGAUCCAGCAAAUCUCGAUUCCAGCUGUGCUUGUAAUCAAUCACGUUUUCACGUGUAUCAGAGCUUGGGG
This is a messenger RNA of Linum tenue, 1395 nucleotides long. The record is from the annotation of a GenBank genome assembly. Lineage: Eukaryota; Viridiplantae; Streptophyta; Magnoliopsida; Malpighiales; Linaceae.